This is a messenger RNA of Caenorhabditis remanei, 1029 nucleotides long. RefSeq lists its product as uncharacterized. NCBI's taxonomy places the organism in Eukaryota, Metazoa, Nematoda, Chromadorea, Rhabditida, Rhabditidae. The transcript is spliced from 4 exons. Bases 1 to 1029 code for a protein of 342 amino acids. The record is from RefSeq and is a predicted model, not a curated record.
AUGUCUCAUCUCCCAAAUCCAUCGUCAUCAAGUUCCAACGAGACGAGUCCUCAAAAAACUCCCAGAGCAUUCAGUGAAUUCGAAUUGUUCAAAAAUGCACUCCGACUAUGGUAUAUUCCAUUGAGAUCAACAGAUAAGGACUACAAAGUGGCGGAUACUUACAACGAAUUCCUCGAAGACGUCCAUAAACAUCUCCAUAUCGGCUUUAGAGAUAUUAGGCAUCAACUCUACAACCAAAUGUGUAUGAAUUUCGAAACUGAAAGAAAAGGAGAGAUUCUCGCUGAAAAUUCUGAAAAUUCUCCGAUAAAACUGCCGAAAGAAGUUCACGAUUGGAUUCAUACCGAUACUGACAACUGCUACCCGAAAAUUGAUGUUAAGAUGCUUCAUUUUCCUGCUACGAAACUUCCAGAAUCAGAAUUCAGUGGCGACGAAACUGGCGAAGAACUUCUGAAGUCCGACGAUUCGCGUCGUCCGUACAAGACGACUGCUCAGAAUCUCAGACUCAAUAAUCCGUAUUUUCUCGAGCAUCCGAAAAAUCCAACGGGUCAGACACGUGCCGAAAUUCUUGAAAGAUUGAAACGAUUUGGUGAAGAAAAUGACAGAAUUCUGAGGGAGAUGAAUCAAAAGAAGACGGGCGGUCGAAUCAGGAAAGAGGUUACUGAAAAGAAAAAGAAGAUGCCGAAGGGAAUUGGAUAUGAUGAGGCUUAUAGAUGUCUGGCGAGAGAAAAGGAGGGCAUGGAUGGAUUAGAGGAGCUUCGGAAGCUGAGGGAAGAACUUGAGGAGUCCGAGAAGUGUCAGAAGAUUUUAGAUGAAUCGCUGGCGAAAGAUGAGAAAAUUGAUGAUUUGGAGAAGAGAUUGAAGGAAAAGGAGCGAGAGAAUGAAGAGUUGAAAGCGUCGAUUCGAAAUAUGAUUGUUUCCGAUCGAGAGGCUUUCAAAAUGGAAGAAAAGAAAAUGAAUUCGGAUCGAAUCGACGAACUGACUGCUCAAAUGGAGAAAUUGACCAAAUGCGUUGAGAAAUUGAUGAAAUAA